Molecule: messenger RNA, 675 nt
Organism: Symbiodinium necroappetens
Lineage: Eukaryota; Dinophyceae; Suessiales; Symbiodiniaceae
Source: the annotation of a GenBank genome assembly
AUGGAAACGAUCCCGGCGGGCUGGUGUGUGACCUUCAAGUUUCGAGAUGAUCAUCCUGAAUUCCUGACCGUAUACGUGGAGAAGCAGCAGCUGAAACCUCGUGAUGAUCCAGAUCAUGCUGGCAACCCUCCGGGAAAUCCUCCACGAAAUCCUCCUAAGCCCAAAGGACGACGACCCCCGGAGCAUGAUUAUCUUGGACCCGACGAUAUCCCACGACCCGAAACGUCUCCAACUUCCUCGGCGUCUCCAGGAACACCGGAUGGCAUCGAGCUUCCCACUGCUUCUACCGAUAAGCCCCGUCGGAGCAAGAAGAAGGACAAGAAAAACAAGGCGAAGGAAAAGGUUCAUCCUGGACAAAUGAGAAAACCCGAAGAUGAUCCGAAGGGCAAGGUGGAAGCGCCGGGCGAUGCAAAGAACAAGGCCCCUCCGAAGUUGGAUGAUGAAGGCUCUCGGUUCAAGGAAAAGGCAAUGAAGUUGGUCCGCACCCACGUGCUCCUUGUGAACGAGGAUGUGAAUGUGAAGGGAAUGACAAAAGCCCUUCGUGAAACUAAAGUCCCUGAAUGGAAGGGCGAGGUUUCGCAACUGCAAGAUCAGAUACCCGGCUUCAGAUGUUUGGAACGGAACGACUACAAUCAUCAACUAAUUCAAUUACACCCCAAAUUAAAUAUUCAAUAA